This is a messenger RNA of Ilex paraguariensis (yerba mate), 345 nucleotides long. The record is from the annotation of a GenBank genome assembly. Lineage: Eukaryota; Viridiplantae; Streptophyta; Magnoliopsida; Aquifoliales; Aquifoliaceae.
AUGGGCGAGAAAGGAGCAGAGGGUGUAACAAAUGAGGAGUGGAGGCCACCGGAGUGCCAAGAGGAGACCGCAAGCGCUAGGAGGAUGGAGGGAGGCAUGGGCGCUAGCACAAGGAUGAGAGGGCUCAGGCGAGUACAGCAAUGGGCACAAGCACUGGCACGCGAGGGCAAGGAAUGGGCACAGGCACGAGGGUGCAAAGACUCGCGAGCGCAGGGCAUUAGUGUUGGGCGUCUAGCUGGGCAUUGGCAUUGUAUGCUUGGCUGGGCAUUGACGUUGUGCGCUGGGAGCUGGCUGCUGGCGCUGGGUACCUGGCUAGGCAUUGGUGAUGUGCAUUGGUGGAGUAUA